AAGGGGAAACUGAAGUAAACGCCCACUUUUGGGAAGCGGAAGAUGGGGAUCUUGGGUUUCUUGCUGUAAACUGUAAGCAAUCGUCUGAACUCCAUUUAUUUCGAUGGUACAUCUGUAGUAAUUAUGAUAGCUGUGAACUCCGGAGGAUGCGAGGACAAAGUCAGUGUCGCAGGCAUGCAACGCCGGAUGGAUGGCUCGUCUAAACGUCGAGCCGACAUGUGUUGACUAUGGCAAACUGGUAAAAGGUAUCCCUCCCAUCGCGGUGCUAACCAGCCGGCGUCUCUGCUGCCAUGGAGGUGGGCAGCCUCCCCGUGGAGCUGUGGAGGGUUAUCUUAGCCUAUCUCCCUCUCCCUGACCUGGGCCGCUGCUGCCAGGUGUGCCGUGCCUGGCGGGAGCUCAUCCUCUCUCUGGAUAACACCCGCUGGAGACAGCUCUGCCUGGGCUGCCCUGAGUGCCGACAUCCCAACUGGCCUAGUCAACCUCAUCUGGAGCCCCCUUCGUGGAGAGAGGCCCUGAAACAGCAUGCCCUUGCCACCCGCACCUGGACUCAAAAUGGUCCAGAGCUCCAGUCCUCCGCCUGCCUUCUCUUCUUCCGUCGUCGGAAAGAUCGCAGGGUUUGGCACGUGGGGCCGGGAUGUGAGUUUGAGACCCUGCGCGGAGCCCUUGGGGUGGUGGGGCCUUACGACCGAGUGGUGCUCCAUCCAGGGGUGUAUGAGGAGCAGGCUGAGGUAGCGCUGAAAGUACCGGUGGAGCUGGUUGGGUUAGGUCGACUGGGCGAGGUGGCCCUCCUAGUGUGUAUGGAACAGCAGUGCCCUACUGCCAGGCUGUGUAAUCUGGUGUUCAUGCCACCCUGGUUCUCCACGGUUGUCUACAAGACAUCCUGGGGACAUGUCCAACUAGAUAACUGCAACUUUGAGGGGGCUCAGCUGCAAAUCCGCGGGCCAGGAACCUGCCAGGCUCGGUUUUGCUCCUUCUCCCAGGGCAGCUCUGCACACUUGCUGGGAGUUGUCCUGAGUUUAUUUGACAGCUGUGACUUCUCAGGAAGUGACACAGCUUCAGUGACUGUGGAAGGUCCCCCAGUCUCAGAAAGGAACUGGGCUUGUAAACAUUUGGCAGCUCUGGCUAGGACGUUCCCAUCAUGUGGCCUAUCUGAGCAUAAUAGUUCUCCCAAAGGACAUCCGGCUGCCUCCACUGGUGGACAUCAACCUCCAGGUGGUAAUGUUAAAAAGGAGAGCAUAACCAUAGGUGACUGGAAGAGGAGAACAGGGGUAGAUGCGGUAUGUCAGAGGACAGUGAUUGAAGAUGGUUGGAGUGAUGGUGAGCGCAGUGAGGGAGAGGAGAACAGAGACGAGUGGGGGGCCAACAACACCAAAAAGCAUUUUACACUGGAGUACAAAAUCCCAUGUGACCAUCAUGGCCUAUCACAUUUGCUCAACCCCCGGCCAGAUGGCUCUCUUCCACUUUCCUCUUCCCCAGAUCCCCCUUCUAUGAUCCCUGACCCUCUCACCCUACAGCAGGAGUUAAACAGAGACCCGGAGGCUCACAUGUUGGCAGCAUCGACACUUGGCUCCAUCCUCAGACGAUGCCUCUUCAGGGACGGGAAGGGCGGUGUGCAUUUGUCCAAUUAUGGACAAGCUCGACUGGAGGAGAAUGUUUUUCGUAGCCUGAACUACGCCGUGCGCUGCAUCCAAAACUCCACAAUCGUAAUGCUGAGAAACGAGGUCUGCGAAUGUCGUGCGUCAGGCGUGUUUCUGCGCCUCUCUGCUCAGGGCCUCAUAGCAGAAAACAACAUUCACUCGAACGGGGAGGCAGGGCUGGAUAUCCGAAAGGGGGCUAACCCAACCAUUGUGUGCAACAAAAUACACAGUGGUUUGCGCUCUGGGGUUGUUGUCCUUGGCAAUGGAAAAGGUUCAAUUCGAAGCAAUCAGAUUUACAACAACAAAGAAGCUGGGGUAUAUAUUCUCUUCAGUGGAAAUCCCGUGGUAAGUGGGAAUCACAUCUUCCAGGGCCAGGCUGCAGGGAUUGCUAUAAAUGAGAACGGCAGAGGAAUGAUAACAGAGAAUGUUAUUCGAGAGAACCAAUGGGGCGGUGUGGAUAUCCGCAGAGGAGGCGACCCUAUCUUACGGAACAACUACAUUUGUUACGGCUACUCAGAUGGUGUUGUGGUGGGAGAGAGAGGACGUGGACUUAUUGAGGGAAACCAGGUUUUUUGUAACAAAGGCUGCGGUGUGUGGGUUAUGUCGUCCAGCCUCCCACAGCUCCUAAGCAACUACAUCAUCCAUAACUGUAUGUAUGGGCUGGCAGUAUUCUGCAGGAAGGACCCAGAGAACAUUGAGGUCAGGGAGGGAAACUGGCCUGGGCAGGAAGGAAUCGCUGGAGAAGGAGGCGGUGCAGACAGGAGGGGUGUAGAAGGAGAGGGACGUGAAGGGCAGGAGAACUUUAAUGAAGAAGGUGAACUGUUUGCCUGGGACAGUGACCUGGACAGUGAAGAUGAGCGCCACUCUGCUCGCCGCUCUAUUAGCGUGGCCCUUGUGGAGAGCAACUGCAUGAGCUACAAUGGAGCAGUUGGUCUGUAUGUGAAGAGCACUGAGGCCCUGAAUGUUUUUGCUAACCUGAUAAACUGUAACCGUGGCCUUGGCAUUGCCGUGCUGCAAAGCAGUCAGCUGACCCGACUUGCUACAAACUGCAUUCUGGAAAAUGGUCGAGGUGGUGUUGCGGUGGAGAAAGACUGCAGAGUGGAGCUUCGUGGUAAUGGCAUCUACGAAAACAGUGGCUAUGGUGUCAGUUUCAGUGGUAAUGGGCAGAUUGUGGAGAAUGAUGUUGUUGGGAACCGUGGAUGUGGAAUCCAGGUCUGUGGAACUGCCGAUAUCAAGGUAAUGCGCAAUCGUGUCCAACCCUCACAAGGCUGUGGGAUCGCUGUGCUAGGGCCAGUUAAAGGUGUUGUCCAUGACAACAUCUUGUUCCAGGGUCACCGUGACAACAGAAAAGCGUUGCUACAUAUGGAUCCUGGCAAUGAGAGCUGUGUGCUGCGGAACAAUAGCAUUCUAAGGCAUGAUGACAGCUGUACAUCUGUUCCCCCCUGGGUUAUGGAAAACCCUCCUCCUCGCCCACUGGCCAGCUCCCCUGCUGGUCUCUCUUCAUCCCAGUAUCCCUCUGGACUUGGAAUUUCCGUGACCACCAGGAUCGGCGCAACUGUGGAAAGUGGUUGCCACAGCGGCAGCAUGUUUUGCAGCAUCCUGUGAAUACUGGCAAGAACUUACAAGCCAAUAUGAUAGCCAGGGUCAGGAGGUCAGCAUCGGGUUGCUCCUUAACUGCUGUAAACCAUACACGUGGGGCACUGACUGUCAAAGUAAGGGUUCGGUUAAUUGUCCAAGUAGCUGGAGACGGCAACUGAAACAUUAAAGGAGGCAUCCACCCUCAUUUCUAUUAAGGUGGAAGAAGAUUUUGAAAAUCUGAUAUUAGACUUUUGUACUUCUACGAUUAAAAUGCUACUGUACUCAUAAAACGUGGGCUAUUGAAAACCGAA
Neolamprologus brichardi is the source of this 3526-nucleotide messenger RNA. It is a transcript of the gene fbxo10, whose product is annotated as F-box protein 10. Gene Ontology annotation, molecular function: protein binding. The record is from RefSeq and is a predicted model, not a curated record. Lineage: Eukaryota; Metazoa; Chordata; Actinopteri; Cichliformes; Cichlidae. Gene Ontology annotation, biological process: regulation of apoptotic process; ubiquitin-dependent protein catabolic process.